AUGUUGUCGGCAUUCACCGCGCGGCCGCUCGUCGAGCUCAAGCCGCGUGACAAGUCCAGGAUCGACUCAGUCCUCGCCUAUGGCGAUCGCCUGCUGGCGGGUCUCAACAAUGGCAGCCUACGCAUCUACCGUGUCACCGACGAGGGGACGACCGAGCUCCUCCGCGAACUGGAGAGGUUCUCGCGCUAUAAGAUCGAACAACUCGCCCUAAUUAAGGAGGCUAAUGUGCUGGUCGCGCUGUCUGGCGGUUAUGUCUCGCUGCACAACGCCCAGACCUACGAGCCCCUCGAGCAACUGGCCCAGACCAAAGGCGCGUCGGCCUUUGCAAUCACCUCAAACGUUGUCAACGACCCCGACACCAAUGUCCCAGCCAUUGUCUCUCGCUUGGCCGUCGCGGUCAAACGCAAGAUCUUGAUGUGGGUCUGGCAAGACAUGGAACUAGAGCGCGACACCACCGAGCUGAGCCUUGUCAGCGGCAUUAAAACCCUGACUUGGGUAUCUGCCACUCGGCUAGUGGUGGGACUGAGCUCGAACUAUGUCAUGGUCCAUAUUGAGACAGGCCAGGUCGCCGAACUGGCAGGGCCCGGCAGUAUCGAGGAGUCCGGCCGGUUCACGGGCGUCGGCGUCGCGAGUAUGAGCUAUAUCGGCAUGGGAGGCAUGGUGCCGCGGCCGCUGGCAACGAGGUUGCGUGAGGGCCAGAUUCUACUGGCCAAGGAUAUCAAUACACGCUUUAUCGACGUAGAGGGCCAGCCCCUCGGUCGGCGACAAAUCCCAUGGAGUCAUGCCCCUGUCGAGAUCGGGUAUUCCUAUCCAUUUUUACUGGCACUGCACGACUCGGCCAAAGGAGUGCUAGAGGUUCGAAAUCCGGAGACCUUGUCGCUUUUACAAUCCAUCCCGCUGCCGUCGGCUAGCCUUCUGCACAUCCCGCAGCCUAACAUCAGUCUCGCCCACGCCGGAAAAGGGUUCUUGGUGGCGAGUGACCGGUCCAUCUGGCGCAUGGAGGGGCUGAGUUAUGACACGCAAAUCGAUGCUCUGGUUGAAAAGGGGUACUUGGACGAGGCGAUUAGCCUCCUCGGAAUGCUGGAGGAUGCGCUUCUGCGGGAUAAGCCCGGUCGAUUGCGUGCCAUCCGGCUGGAAAAGGCGCAGAGUCUGUUUGCUUUACACAAAUACCGUGAUUCUUUGGAUCUCUUCACCGAAAUUACGGCCCCUCCGGAGACGGUCAUUCGUCUGUAUCCUCGUUUGAUCGCGGGUGAUCUCUCCGCCAUUCCUGAGCCAGAUACUGAUAAAGUCAACGGCUCCCAACCGGAUGGAUCCUCUGAAGCGGCUGCUCCGGGUCAAUCAUCCAUGUACGCGCCUUCGGUCAGGUCUUUUCUGCGGAGAACCGAUGAGGGCAGUGAUUCCAGCAGCAACCGUGAUGAAGAAAAAGAUCUCAAGGUCGCUGUCCGCGAGCUGCAGGGAUACCUAGCGGAUGUUCGUCGACGCUUUCAGCGGUUCCUCAACCCCGACGGUUCUCUGAAAGCUCCCGUGCCAACAGAGCCCAAAGACGAUGCCAGUGAUUCGGUUCUCAAACUACUAGACUUCCCCCCUACAGAAGAAUUCGCAAGUCAAAUCCAGAGUAAGGCUCGGCUUGUCGAUACCACGCUGUUUCGCGCGCACAUGUACGCAACGCCCUCGCUGGCCGGGUCUCUCUUCCGCAUUGCCAACUUCUGCGACCCAGAGGUGGUCAUGGAAAGGCUCGAGGAAACCGGCCGGUACAAUGACCUGAUUGACUUUUUGUAUGGCAAGAGACUGCACCGCCAGGCCCUCAAAUUACUGCAGCGCUUUGGACAAGAAGACUCGGGCCUUCUCAGUGGGCCCACGCGCACCAUCGCAUACCUCCAGAAUCUCUCUCCAGAUCAGAUCGACCUGGUUCUUGAAUUCGGGGAAUGGCCGCUGCGCACUAGCCAAGAGCUGGGGAUGGAGAUUUUUCUGACGGAUACCGAAAACGCCGAGACACUACCGCGGCCUCGAGUCCUCGAAUUCCUCGAGGGCAUUGAUCCCAAACUUGCUAUUCAGUACCUCGAGCAUGUCAUCCAUGAAUGGAACGAUUUGACACCGGACCUGCACCAAAGAUUACUGGUUUUGUAUCUGGAUCAAUUCAUCCACAACAAGCCAUCUGCGGAAUGGAAGGCCAAGUUCUUGGGCAUGUUAAGAGAGAGCGAGCAGUACUCGCCAGCGAAGAUGCUGGACCGGCUGAACCGAGAGGAUCCCGAGUUUUACGAAGCCCGCGCAAUUGUGUUCAGCAAAAUGGGCCAGCACCGCCAAGCGCUGGAGAUCUAUGUCUUCAAGCUUGAGGAUCAUGAGAAGGCAGAAGAGUACUGCAACCAAGUCCACUUGACCGAGAAGAUCGAGGAAGAAAGCGAAAGCUCCAUCUACCUCACCCUAUUGUCGUUGUAUCUGGCACCACCACACGGCUACCAGCCCCAAAAUGGCCCGGCUCUGGCAGUCCUGGCUAAGCACGGGUCUCGAUUACCGGCAGAUGCGGCACUAGGUCUUAUCCCCAGGGUAUUGCCUGUGCAGGAGUUGGAGUUUUACUUCAAAGGCCGGAUGCGCGCGGCCAACUCUGCCUUCAACGAAGCCCGCAUCGUGGCCAGCUUGCGCAAAGCACGCGACAUGCAGAUCCAAGCACAGUUGGUCGUUGGCGAGGGUGUUCGCGGCGGGGCAACCCGGGCUCGCCACGUCACAGUCACCGAGGAGCGGAUUUGUGGCGUAUGUCAUAAACGAUUGGGAGGGAGCGUGAUCAACGUGUUUCCCGAUAACUCCGUGGUUCAUCUGGGCUGCGCCAAUCGAGUACCGACUGUUCGUUCCGGGUAG
Molecule: messenger RNA, 2853 nt
Organism: Penicillium alfredii
Lineage: Eukaryota; Fungi; Ascomycota; Eurotiomycetes; Eurotiales; Aspergillaceae
Product: putative vacuolar morphogenesis protein AvaB
Exons: 5
Coding region: 1-2853 (950 amino acids)
Biological process (GO): intracellular protein transport; vesicle-mediated transport; autophagy
Cellular component (GO): fungal-type vacuole membrane; cytoplasm
Source: RefSeq, a predicted model, not a curated record